Messenger RNA from Homo sapiens (human), 5075 nucleotides. RefSeq names its product zinc finger protein 12 (gene ZNF12). The transcript is spliced from 5 exons. Gene Ontology annotation, cellular component: nucleoplasm; nucleus. NCBI's taxonomy places the organism in Eukaryota, Metazoa, Chordata, Mammalia, Primates, Hominidae. The record is from RefSeq and is marked reviewed. The coding region runs from base 567 to 2660 and encodes 697 amino acids. Gene Ontology annotation, biological process: negative regulation of DNA-templated transcription; regulation of DNA-templated transcription.
AGUGCCCUCGCUUCCUGUGCGUCCCCAGGUCACCGCUCGCCCUAGUUCCCAGGCUUUGGCCUCCGGUGGGCGAGAAUCGCGGAGCCUGCGGGGCUGGGCGCCGAAGAGCCGGGCCGGCACCCAAGCGGGCGCGGGGCUGUGCGGGCCAGGCGGAGGCUCAAGCGGGGAUCCCCGAGCACGACCCCCGGAGCCGACGGCGCUGGGGCCCAAGGGGCCGGCCGGGCGGUGACGACGGCGGAGGCGAAGGGGCGGCGGGACCCGGGCCCGGCCCGUGUGCGUCCUCGACGGCCCGGCCCCGGCUCCGCAGGACGGUGAGCCCCAGGGAGACGGAUCUGGGCUCCGGGAGGGACGCCCCGCCUGGAUUUGUCCCGUAGGCCCGGCCCGGGCCCCUCUGGAGCAGAACGGCCUUGGUGAGGUGGACAGGAAGGGACCUCGCGAGCAGACGCGCGCCCGCGACAGCAAUCCCGCCCCGGCCUGUCGGGAGCGGUGGGGCAGAGGCUGCGGAGCCCCAGGAGGAUCUGCCUCCGCUUUCACAGUCCUCCAGAUUUUUCCAAGAGCAGCAGAAAAUGAAUAAAUCCCUGGGGCCAGUGUCAUUCAAGGACGUGGCUGUGGACUUCACCCAGGAGGAAUGGCAGCAGCUGGAUCCUGAGCAGAAGAUAACUUACAGGGAUGUGAUGCUGGAGAACUACAGCAAUCUAGUUUCUGUGGGGUAUCACAUUAUCAAACCGGAUGUUAUCAGCAAGUUGGAGCAAGGAGAAGAGCCAUGGAUAGUAGAAGGAGAAUUCCUACUUCAGAGCUAUCCAGAUGAAGUCUGGCAAACUGAUGACCUAAUAGAGAGAAUCCAGGAAGAGGAAAAUAAACCUUCAAGGCAAACUGUGUUCAUUGAGACCCUGAUUGAAGAGAGAGGUAAUGUUCCUGGUAAAACUUUUGAUGUAGAAACGAACCCUGUUCCUUCAAGAAAAAUAGCCUAUAAAAAUAGCCUCUGUGACUCAUGUGAAAAGUGUUUAACGUCUGUUUCAGAAUAUAUUAGUAGUGAUGGAAGCUAUGCAAGAAUGAAAGCUGAUGAAUGUAGUGGAUGUGGGAAAUCACUCCUCCAUAUUAAGCUUGAGAAAACUCAUCCAGGAGAUCAAGCUUAUGAAUUUAAUCAAAAUGGGGAACCUUAUACUCUAAAUGAAGAAAGUCUUUAUCAGAAAAUUCGUAUUUUGGAGAAACCUUUUGAAUAUAUUGAAUGCCAGAAAGCCUUCCAAAAGGACACUGUUUUUGUUAAUCACAUGGAAGAAAAGCCCUAUAAGUGGAAUGGAUCUGAAAUAGCCUUUCUCCAGAUGUCGGACCUCACUGUACAUCAGACAUCUCAUAUGGAAAUGAAGCCCUAUGAAUGCAGUGAAUGUGGGAAAUCCUUCUGUAAAAAGUCAAAAUUUAUUAUACAUCAGAGGACUCACACAGGAGAGAAACCUUACGAAUGUAAUCAGUGUGGGAAAUCCUUCUGCCAGAAGGGAACCCUUACUGUGCAUCAGAGAACACACACAGGGGAGAAGCCCUAUGAAUGUAAUGAAUGUGGGAAGAACUUUUACCAGAAGUUACACCUCAUUCAGCAUCAGAGAACUCACUCAGGAGAGAAGCCCUAUGAAUGUAGUUAUUGUGGAAAAUCCUUUUGCCAGAAGACACACCUCACACAACAUCAGAGAACACAUUCAGGAGAGAGACCUUAUGUUUGUCAUGACUGUGGGAAAACCUUCUCGCAGAAGUCAGCACUUAAUGACCAUCAGAAAAUUCACACAGGUGUGAAACUCUACAAGUGUAGUGAAUGUGGGAAAUGCUUCUGCCGCAAGUCUACUCUCACGACCCACCUGAGGACCCACACAGGAGAGAAACCGUAUGAAUGUAAUGAGUGUGGAAAAUUCUUCUCUCGGUUGUCAUAUCUCACUGUACAUUAUAGAACUCAUUCAGGAGAGAAACCCUAUGAAUGUAAUGAAUGUGGAAAAACCUUCUACCUGAAUUCAGCCCUCAUGAGACAUCAGAGAGUGCACACAGGAGAGAAACCUUACGAAUGUAAUGAAUGUGGAAAGUUAUUCUCCCAGUUGUCAUACCUCACUAUCCAUCAUAGAACUCAUUCAGGAGUAAAACCCUAUGAAUGUAGUGAAUGUGGGAAAACCUUCUACCAGAACUCAGCCCUUUGUAGACAUCGGAGAAUACACAAAGGAGAGAAGCCCUAUGAAUGCUAUAUAUGUGGAAAAUUCUUCUCUCAGAUGUCAUACCUCACUAUACAUCAUAGAAUUCAUUCAGGAGAGAAGCCCUAUGAAUGUAGUGAAUGUGGGAAAACCUUCUGCCAGAAUUCAGCCCUUAAUCGACAUCAGAGAACACACACAGGAGAGAAAGCCUACGAAUGUUAUGAAUGUGGGAAGUGCUUCUCUCAGAUGUCCUAUCUCACUAUACAUCAUCGAAUUCAUUCAGGAGAGAAACCCUUUGAAUGUAAUGAGUGUGGAAAAGCCUUCUCUCGGAUGUCAUACCUCACUGUACAUUAUAGAACUCAUUCAGGAGAGAAACCCUAUGAGUGUACUGAAUGUGGAAAAAAAUUCUACCACAAAUCAGCAUUCAACAGCCAUCAGAGAAUUCAUAGGAGAGGCAAUAUGAAUGUAAUAGAUGUGGGAAGGCUUCUCUGAAGUCAGACCUCAUUUUAUAUCAGAGAACCCUUUCAGUAUAGUGAAUCAGAAACUCCUGCCUGAAGUCAAACACCUUGUACAUCAGAGAGUUCACACAGGUUAGUGUGGACAUCCCCUUGUGUGUUGGACUCAUAAUCUGAAGACUCACAGAAUGGAAACCAUGAUUAUAACAAGACCACAUGGUAUAACAAUACUAGACUAUAGACAAGUAAAAAUUUAUAAAUAUUAAGAAUGUAUAUACAUGUCACCAUGGAUUGGAACUGUUUUGCAUAUCAGGGAAAUCAUAGCCAAGGGGAAAUCUAUCAGUAUAAGGAAUGUGGAAGACAUAAUCCUUUGGAAACUGUUAAUACUAAAAGAUAUGUUUCUGAUACAAUAGCAAACUUGAAAAAAAAAAAAGAAAUAGAAGAUUCCUGCUGUGAAUAAACAUACUUCUUGUGUAAAUAGAAACUGUAAAGUCAUCAGGAUAGCUAGUUAAGUCGGUAACCUUAAACUCAUGUAAGCAGUUCCCAAAGAACAUAGGACUUAUGUUUGGGGAGAGGGUUGUUUUUAUUACAGUACAUUACAGGAAUUGUAUGUUCACUUCGAAUCAUGUUUGAAAAAACGUUGUAUCCUUAUUUUGUAAUUCAUAUAGUAAGAGUAUUCUAAACAGCACUACAUUAAUAUCAUUUGAUAGGUAUAAAGUAUACUUUUUCUUGCACUCUUCUCUAGGAUUUAAUGCAUUGAUCAUUCUUAAUGAACAAUAUCAGCUCUAAAGGACCAAUGCUUUUAUAAUGUUUUCAACUGUAUCUGAGUCAGCCAGAGAGAUAAAUAUCCAUGUAUAAAAUAGAUAGAAAACUUUGCUUGGUAAUUUAAAAUUAAUAAUGCCAGUUUUCCAAGAGUGAGAAAAUCAUUGCACUCUAUACAGUUUUAAGAUAUACUUAAAAUAUUCCCAUUUGUAUCUAUUUUUUUUUCUACUGUUUUUUAUUUGGACACUUACAUAACAGUGCAGAGCACAAUGCUGUGUAACAUAGGAAUUCACUGUGUUUUCAUUUGAUGUCGUACUGGUUUUAAACCUUGUGCUCUACUCCUUCCUGUUAAUGAAUUAAGAACACAUUCUAACAAGGGUCUGUGGCAGACAUUGCCGAGUGACUUUCUAACAUAGGAAUUCACUGUGUUUUCAUUUGAUGUCGUACUGGUUUUAAACCUUGUGCUCUACUCCUUCCUGUUAAUGAAUUAAGAACACAUUCUAACAAGGGUCUGUGGCAGACAUUGCCGAGUGACUUUCUUAGUCACUCCCUUACUCUGCUGGCGGAGUUUGGUUAUCCAUUUAUCCUCAAAAGGAAGUGAGAUAAAUCCUGAUUAGUUUUAACCAGUGACACUCCCCUUCUCGUUGCCAGCAGUUGAUUUACAGUGGUCACAGGGCCCAAUUCUAGACAUAAAACAAAGGAUAUACCUGACAGACUACUUCUGGAAAAGGUUUUCUCAAAGGCCCAAGGAUUCAAGCAAAGGGAAGUGGAAUCUUGUGGUGAACAGUACCUUGUCUGGAUGUGGUGCCUGGUAACCAUCUUUCAGCAAUGGAUUAUAGUUUAAUCAUGGCCUGAGCAGAAAUACUGAAAGACCCUGAGACCUGGAUGAUGUCUUUGAGCCACCAAACCAAGCAGCCUUGUAGCCACUCCUCCUUUGGACUGUUUCUUUUGUGAGAGACUAAACUUAUUUUUAAGCCAGUUGAUUUAGGAUGCUCUAUUACUAAUAACUGAAGACAUUCUAAUUGGUACAGACUGAAACCUUUAUAGGAGUUAUGCAGUUCAGAAGUGGACUUUAGGUAAGUCAUUUAUUUUAAGCUGUUGAUAUAGAGAUUUAUUUUCUGUAAAUUUUGACGUAAAUAGUUUGAGCAUUAGAAAUCAACUUGAAACAAUAAAAUGUAUGCUUCCUUGAACUGUCAUAUCGUUGACCUGCAAAAUUCACCUUUGGAACGUGACACAAUGUUAGGCAUACCUCCUUUUUUCUAAUACAUGGAAUACAUUUUGUUGGAGGUAAUUUAUGUGAUUCAUAUACCACUGCUACAGUGUUAGCUGACAACAUAUAGUAUGAGGUAAGGAUCUAAUUCUGUUUCCUCUCACAUGAUUACUUGAUAGCUAAGCAUCUGAUUGGUUUACUGCUUUACCACUGAGCUGAAAUGCCGUGUUUUCCAUUUAUUAAAAUCACACAUGGCUCCUGUUUUUGUCACUCAGCACUUUUUCUCCAUAUUCUUCAAGACGAUUGUGAGUAUGGUACGUAACAGGAAUUACAUCUGGUAAGUUGUAUAGUUUUGUGUAGGAACUCUAUAUUCAUAGCAUAUUUGUGGAAAUGAUACCUAUGGAGGUUUCUCACACUGGUGUGUCAUUAUACAUUAAUUGUACAAUAUGCAUUUUCAGUAAAAUAUUUGAAAACUGUAAA